CACCCCCAGGCUCCUCAGCAUGCCGCCAAACCCCACGCGCUGUUGAGCGAGGCCAACUUCUCCUCUGCACACCCACGCGUGUCCGCGUCUUUUAAACGGAGCCACGCGCGCCCCCCCCACGCGCCCCCACCGGCUCGUUCCCUGUCAGAUGGAGUCCUCCCUGGAGUUUUCCGGCUCCUUUGGGAGCGCGUCCUCCCUCCUGACCCGCUGCCGGACCUUCAAAGUGCUCGUGAUCGGGGACUCCGGCGUGGGCAAGACCUGCCUCACGCACCGGCUGUGCGCCGGACACUUCCCCGCCAGGGUGGAGGCCACCAUCGGCGUGGACUUCCGCGAGAGAGCGCUGGACGUGGAUGGAGAGAGGAUUAAGCUCCAGCUGUGGGACACGGCGGGACAGGAGCGUUUCCGGAAGUCCAUGGUGCAGCACUACUACCGGAACGUGCACGCCGUGCUCUUCGUGUACGACGUCAGCCGCCCGGCCAGCUUCAGCGCGCUGGCCGCCUGGAUGGAGGAGUGCCGGCAGAACUCUGUGGGCCAGGAGAUACCCAGGUUCCUGAUCGGGAACAAAGCUGACCUGUGUGACCCGCGGCUCUCUGACCGGCAGAAUAAUUACGAGGUGGAGGAAGUUUCCUUUCCCGAUAACUGA
Molecule: messenger RNA, 643 nt
Organism: Menidia menidia (Atlantic silverside)
Lineage: Eukaryota; Metazoa; Chordata; Actinopteri; Atheriniformes; Atherinopsidae
Source: the annotation of a GenBank genome assembly